Molecule: messenger RNA, 2267 nt
Organism: Uranotaenia lowii
Lineage: Eukaryota; Metazoa; Arthropoda; Insecta; Diptera; Culicidae
Gene: igl
Product: neuromodulin
Exons: 4
Coding region: 385-912 (175 amino acids)
Molecular function (GO): calmodulin binding
Source: RefSeq, a predicted model, not a curated record
GAUAUGAAGCUUUCGCUAUGACGUGCCAAAGGUCAUAAGAGUGAAAUUGUUUGGUCGAAAUUCUAUGUUCCGUGUUUUGUCUUGCGAAGCUCACCCGGCGAUAUUGGUGCAAAUGCUUGUUUAAGGCCAGAAGUAUGAAUGGGGGAAUGAUGUGAUUGACGAAGAAUCGAAGAAAGGCUAACGUCACCGACGCCGCCGCCGCGCAACAAAGUGUCGAUUAAUGAGCUAAGAAUUUACACUUCGUCACGGUUGGGAUUGUUGUGAUAUGAAGGCGAGUGGCAAAGUGUUAUGUGGAUAAGUGAAAAGGUGAAGGAUACAUUUUUGGAGUGUUGAACCGAAGCAGGUGGUUUUUGAAAUCUGUUGAAUGGGAACAGUGCUAACAGAAUGGGUUGCAACACGAGCCAGGAAAUUCCCAACUUCAACCCGAAUCCUGAUCUGCAGCGGGACGAAUUGGCAGAGCUGCUGGAAGGUGAUAUUGAAGAAGUCGAGGCAGCAGCCACCAAAAUCCAGGCAGCGUUCCGGGGCCACCAGGUGCGAAAGGACAAAAAGAUGAAACAAGGAGACGGUGUUAACGGAAGUGCAGCACAGCAGCAGCAACCGGAACAGGAACGGGAACCAACCAAGGAGGAGCUGGAAGCCGAGUUCGAUCCCAAUGACCAAGAACUAACCCAUGCCGCCGUCCGAAUUCAGUCAUGCUUUCGGGGUCACAUGGCCCGGAAAGAUCAGGCCGACAAGAAGGAUGACGAGCCCGACAAAAAGGAGGAGGUCGAUAUCGAUGAGCUAACCAAGAAGGUGGCAGAAGAGCUCGAUAUCGACAUGGAUGAUCCGGAUCUGCAAAAGGCGGCCACCAAAAUUCAGGCCUCUUUCAGGGGUCACAAAGUUCGCAAAGAAACCAAACCGGGAAAUGAAUAAGAAGACCGACGCGAUUAAAAAAAAAAAAGAACUAGCCGGUUGCCCUGUCAUACUUUUACAAAUUUAUAACUUUAAAUGAAAGAAACAAACAAACUAAACUACACAAUUAAUAUGAAACUAUAUUAAACGAUUGAAUUCAAUGAUAAAACUAAAUUUCAGAAAUAUUUCUCAAAACCAUCAACCAAGUAUUUUGAUCGAGGUUAAUAUGCGCGGCAUGUAUGAUCCCAAGUCGAUUACAAUUUAAACCAGAAAACAGUACACUUGUUAUCAUUUUAUAACUUAUAUCAGAAUCUAGUCAUAAUAUUAGUAAAUUUAAGAAGAAGAAGAAAACACAAUACAUAAAUAUCCAAAUGAAAAAAUUUACCUUUAAAGGAAAUUAUAAUUAAAACAAAACAAGCCACAACUCGAAUAAACCAUCAAAUGGAUAAGCGAAUUUUAGACAAACAACAGUAAAACAACCAUUUUGCGCACCCACAAAACUAAUAAAGACAGUCUGUUUCACACUACCUGAACCAAAAAAAAAAUAGAACAAACAUUAGCGCCCACAAGCAUGCAACCUUACUACUAAUAGAUUAAAUGGCGAAAAUUGAAGAGAAAUAGUUAAACCAUUUUACAGCGGAUGAGAAAAACAGUUUGGGAAAAUAUGAAAUUUGAACUCAAUUCACAGACUAUCUGAGGUUCUAAUUCGUACACGCGAGAAAAAAAUCAAAUAAAUAGUCAUUCACAUUUACCAUUGUUACAGUUUGUGACAGUUGAGUUGCCGUGAAAAGGCAGAAGAAAUUGUGAAACCUUCAAAAAACUAUUCAAGCAUUCUGAGAUAGGAUAUUUUCUACGAAGGCCGUCUGGUAGUCUGUGAACGAUAGUAUAAAAAAUAAAUUUUAAAAUUUCACACACGACCUACAAAUUAAAAUCCUGGCGCAGAUUCGAAACCAUUUACGGCUAUUACAAAGUAAAUCUCAAAAAAUCCCACAAACGGAUGAUGGAGUAUGUAGUUUAAAAAACCAAAUAAUAGAAAAUCUGUCUGGAUACUUGAAGCACUUCAAACCGGUAAAUCCUCUUGCAAUUUAGUGCGGUAAACAAUACAUGUAUUGAAUAUUCGAAACCAAAACCGAAUUAACGGAUUCGAUUGACUAUAUGCAUUCGGAAAAAAAAUCGCGUAGCCGUUCAAAGGACAAUUUGAAUGGAAUAGUUCAGGCAGAAUCUCACCAUUUGACCACAACACUAGAAACAAGACAUGGUUUGUGGUAGUGAAAAAAACAGUAAAAUAAAGAAAAUAAAAAAGUUCAAGAACCGUUGACCGAAGAUUGAAAUAAAUUGCAUAAUUACAGUGAGCUUUAAAUCCCGAUUAAAGAAUA